Messenger RNA from Puccinia graminis f. sp. tritici CRL 75-36-700-3, 990 nucleotides. RefSeq lists its product as uncharacterized. Lineage: Eukaryota; Fungi; Basidiomycota; Pucciniomycetes; Pucciniales; Pucciniaceae. The transcript has 3 exons. The record is from RefSeq and is a predicted model, not a curated record. Bases 1 to 990 code for a protein of 329 amino acids.
AUGCCCUUCCAUCCAGUGAAGUUAACGGCAGUUCAACUACAUGGCGAGCGACAGCCAUACUUGGAUUCAAAGCGGAUCGGUACUCGCCUCGGAACCGAGCUCAAAGAGAGGAUCAUGAAGGCAAUGCAAAAUCGACAAUCAGCGGUCAAGAGUUUGCUUGACAGCUUCAACGAGCUUCUUGGCGAAUUUAUUGAGAAAUUUCCCAAUCAGCAGGCGUGCGACUCAUCACUCUACCCUCUCGAAUACAGAACGUUCUCUCAGUGGCCUCUGGAUCACCACUUUUGGAACGAUGGAUUGUACAUGCGAUGCAAGGAACCCUGGGGAAUUGAUCCAAACGUUCGAGCUGGAAUCAACUGUGUGCUAAUUCUCAGUCGUGUACAAGAGGAAUUUCAACUCAUUGCCCAGGAGUUGGCCAGGGCAAUAGGGUGGGCAGUCGCAUACUACAGUCGAAUUUCGGACCGUAUCACCUACAUUAGCAGACGAAUUGGACUGUUGGCGAACGAAACAAAUACAUCUGAAGACAUCGAACUUGACUACAUCGACAAUUUGGAGCUUUGCGGCUUGAGUCGCUUAGAUAAGUUACGGGUGAUUAGGAAAAUACUACGACAUCAUCGUUCAACUCAUGCUACAUUAGUGGGCGAGUGGCAUUCGCAUGUCAUGUGGCUGUGUAGCCACUGUCAGCCAGCAAACAAUCGAAUCGCAUUACAGCAGCAAUGGCAGCAGAUGAGGCAUGAAAUUCGACGCGAUCAAGCGGAGUCGGUUGUGGUAAACACAGGCGAAGUGGAUGCGGCACUCGAGGAGGGUGUUCUGGAGGUUGGGCAGGAUGAUGGAGAAGAUGCUGAUGGUAAUUGGAUGACCGAUGAAGAACUUGAAGACAACCAAGAAGAACAAGAUCAAGAUCUAAACACAGAGGAGUCUCCAGCUCACACAGGAGAUGCUGGAGUCAGCGCAGAGGUGGGUGAUCUUGAGCAGUCUUCAUCGCUUGUAUGA